Molecule: messenger RNA, 1488 nt
Organism: Klebsormidium nitens
Lineage: Eukaryota; Viridiplantae; Streptophyta; Klebsormidiophyceae; Klebsormidiales; Klebsormidiaceae
Source: the annotation of a GenBank genome assembly
CCUCUCUUCAAAAUUUGAAUCACGUACAGAGUUCACAUUCAACAUUUCAAGCUUCUUGAAGCCAGAGAACCAAUUUGAAACUGGGAGCGCAUUCUAAAGGGUCCGUAGCCAUGGAGCACUCUGAUCAGCUGAAGAAUACAGAUUUGAUGACCUUGACAAGAUUUAUUCUCAAUGAGCAGCACAAGUACCCCGAGGCGACUGGAGAUCUUACGAUUCUGUUGAAUCACAUUGCACUUGGCUGCAAGUUUGUCCAGUCUGCGGUCAACAAAGCAGGGCUUGCAAAACUCAUUGGGCUUGCUGGUGAACAGAAUGUGCAGGGAGAGGACCAGAAGAAGCUCGAUGUCUUGUCGAACGACGUUUUCAUCAAGGCGCUCACGAGCAGUGGAAGGACCCGGGUGUUGGUUUCGGAGGAGAACGAGGACGCUAUUCUGAUUGAGAAGGGGAAGAGGGGCAGGUAUUGUGUUGUGUUCGACCCUUUAGAUGGCUCGUCGAACAUUGAUUGUGCGGUGGCGGUCGGGACGAUCUUCGGCAUCUACCAGGUUACCGAGCCUGAGCGCGAGGGCAAGAUCGAGGACGUGUUGCAGCCUGGAACCAAGAUGGUGUCCGCAGGCUACUGCAUGUAUGGGAGCUCAUGCGAGCUGGUGCUCACGACAGGAGAGGGGGUCACUGGCUUCACACUUGAUCCUUCUCUCGGGGAGUUCAUCUUGACUCGUGCGAACAUCAAGAUUCCGAAGGCGGGCAAAAUCUACUCUGUCAACCAAGGGAACGCUGUCAACUGGGAUGCGCCGACCACUGCUUACGUUGAGGCAUGCCAGAAGAAGACGAAGUCGCUGCGCUACAUUGGAAGCAUGGUCGCUGACGUUCACCGGACCCUACUGUACGGUGGCAUCUUCUUGUACCCCGCGGACAAGAAGAGCCCCAGCGGCAAGCUGCGUGUUCUGUACGAGUGCUUCCCCAUGGCUUUCAUCAUGGAGCAGGCUGGCGGCCAGGCCUUCACUGGCAAGGGCAGGAUGCUGGAGCUGGUGCCCACGAAACUCCACGAGCGGUCCCCCAUCUUUCUCGGAAGCUACGACGAUGUCGAAGACGUCAAGAAGCUGUAUGCCGAAAAGGCCUCCAGUUAAGAAGUCAACCCUGAUGGUUACUGCAGCCACGAUCCAGUCGAAGAACGUUUGACGGAGGAGAAACGGUUAUGUAGCAGGGCAAAAGCAUGCACAAUGGAGAGGCUAAGGUAGGACUGAGGUUGACUAAUGCGUUUGGAUUAACGAGUGAAUCGUUGAACGGAAGAUUGACUGGCAAUCGAUUGGAACGAGUUUGCACCUGAAAUGGGAAACGGUUUGCCGAGUCACGACCAUGGAGAGAAUUGUCAAGAAGCUGUGCCUCUUCGCUUUUUCCAGUCAACUGGUGAGUCCAAGCUGGGAAAUCCCUAUGUCUGGAGUGCCUGUCAGUAAUCUCGAAGACGGACGUUCGAUCUGUGAUCAGUAUCCAGUG